AUGGGCAAAGGCAACUACGCUGAGCGUGUGGGCGCUGUCGCACCAGUCUACCUGGCCGCCGUGCUUGAAUACCUGACUGCUGAGAUCCUGGAGUUGGCCGGAGACACUGCCUGUGCAAACAAGAAAACUCACAUCAUCCCCUGUCAACUGCAGCUGGCCUUCCGUAACGACGAGGACCCAACAUUCCGGGCGGUGCUACUCCCCAAGAAGACCGAGAAUGCCGUCAAAGCCAAGUAAAUUCGCUACUGCGGCUUCAACUUGACUACUCAACCCCCAAAGGCUAUUUUAAGUGCCAACCAAUUGAGUGGGUGUAUACACAAAGAACCAGACACCUGGAUAGUUCCCGUUGAGGUUCCCCCCGGAAGAGAAAUUGUUUCUGACUGCAACAGUGAGUCCUACAACAUCUUAAUUAUAUCAACCCCCUCUCCACUAAGCACCCCAGUUAUUUUAGGGACACAUAUCACUUCUUAGAAAAUAUCAAACACAUAGCUGUUCCCUCCCAAACAUAUACACAUAUAUACAGUAUCUCACAAAAGUGAGUACACCCCUCACAUUUUUGUAAAUAUUUGAGUAUAUCUUUUCAUGUGACAACACUGAAGAAAUGACACUUUGCUACAUUGUAGAGUAGUGAAUGUACAGCUUGUAUAACAGUGUACAUUUGCUGUCCCCUCAAAAUAACUCAACACACAGCAAUUAAUUAAAGAAAGACAGUGUCCUUCUUGAGAAGGUGGUUCAAAGGAGCUGCUAUCCCCGCGAACCCUUUCACAAACCUACGAUAGUAGGAUGCCAGACCCAGGAAGCUCUUAACCUCUUUUUUUCCCCUUGGAAUUGGCCACCCCCUCACAGCCUCCACUUUGUCUGGCAACGUGCUGAUACCCUCACCACCCAGCUGAUGACCCAGGAACGCCACCUCCCUUUGCAUGAAAUGGCACUUUUCCGGGUGUAAUUUUAGCCCCGCCCCCGAGAUCCUCUCCAGCACUCGCCUAAGUGCCCCCAGUGCCCCCUCAAACGACGUGCCGUGUACCAAUAUGUCGUCUAGGUACACGACACACUCGUCUCUCGGAACCCCCGCCAGCACUCUGUCCAUGAGCCUCUCAAAGGUGGCAGGAGCAUUACAAAGCCCGAAGCACAGCACCUUGAACUGCCAAUGGCCCCUAUCCGUGGAGAAGGCCGUUUUUUCACGUGCCCCAGGCGAGAGGGGCACCUGCCAGUAGCCACUGCGCAGAUCAAGGGAAGAGAACCACGAGGACCCUCUGACGUGGUCUAGCGACUCAUCGAUCCUCGGUAUGGGGUAAGAGUCUUUAAUGGUGACAGAAUUUAGGCCCCUGUAGUCCGCACAAAACCUAAGUUUACCCCCUUUCUUAGGCACCAUGACGACCGGCGCGGACCAUGGGCUAUCUGAUGGCUCAAUGAAAUCAGCCCGCAACAUGUCAGCAAUAGCUGUGGCUGCUGCUUCCCUCUUGGCAAGGGGAAUUAUUUAUUUAUUUAUUUUUAUUUUGAAUGCGACGGGGCCGAAUUUUAAUGGGUUGGUUGUCCCCAGUGUCGAUGUCGUGCUGAACCAGGUGCGUUUGCCCUACCUCAUCUUCCCCCCAAGCGAAGCUAUCUUUAAAGGCACCCCGGCCGCCGCUGCUCUCACCUCUGGUUGACUGGCAACCUCCACUCUCACUCCCUCACCCCAGAUCAGCUCCCUCUUCCUGGCUAUCUCCACUGCAGCCCGCAGAGAUGCUGGGUCCAACAUCUGCACAUGCUUACCCAGUUCGGUGGGGGAGAGCGCUCUAAUAAAACUGUCCCGUGCCAGCUCGUCUUGCACCCCAAUCGGCAUAUUUGCAUAAGCCCACCUGGUCAGGCUCAGAAUAUCACUUGCCAACGCCUUUAAUGAUUCCCCCUGAAGUCUCUUUUUGUUAUUCAGUUCAAUCCGCAGCAUGUUGGGCUGUGUAUCGCUGCCGAAACGGCCCCCCAAUGCCUCCACUAGCGCACCGUAGUCGCCCCUCUCGUCCGGGGCUAGCGUUAGCAGGCAUUCCGACGCCUCCUCUGACAGGCUCAGGGCAAGCCUUUCGUCUCGUCAGACCACCUCCCGGCUCUAGCCAACAACUCGAAUUGAGUGAAAAAAACUUCCCAUUUACCUUGUCCAUUGAACUUUGGAAGUUUAGCCGCUACCGUGGCUAAUGGCAAUAGGGCGCUGCCAUCUCUGUUUACAUAAGGAGGUCCAGCCAUUUCCGGACGCGGUGACGUCGAUAUCUCCGUCGCCGUGACGUCUUUUCUGGUCGAGCGGUUUGAAGGAAAACCCGCCCGUUCUGCCAUCUUGCUGACUGACAAUUUAACUCCCGCCAUGUGGCUCUCCAGCUCUUCUACAGCCGUCAUCGCCUGACCCUCCCGACCGGGUACACCCGAGCCCACAACGGACACUUUGUCCGACUCUUCCUUAAAUUUCCGCCUCGCCCCGAUCAUCAUGACCGUAGAUGCGAGUCACGCUAAAGCUAACCACGGCCUAUACUGAAACAGCUAACUCGCCUAAUCUCGAUCUAUCCCGUCGUUCGAAAGCACUUCUGACACCAAUGUAAUGACCCCCGGCUGGGUCAUAAAGUAAAAGAGAGACGGGCACCAGGUGUACAGGCAGAACACAGGUUUAUUCCUGAAUGGGUUAUUGUUCAGGCCACAACCCACGCCGCUAAACCUUGAACAUACACAAAUAGAACAUGUCAAAUCAAGGGUCCCGAACAGAAGAGAGAGAGAUGAGACCGUAACCCCUAUUUAAUCAUUCCAAAACCCCACGGGAUUACCCAUCAUACCCCCCCAACCUUUCCAUCUGUCCUGGCAUAUUUAACCCCUGCUAGUACCCAUGAGAACGAUAACACAUCCAUGAACACAGAACACAAUACAGGGUCGUUACAGUAUUAACUAGCCAACCUUGUAACAAGCAAACUAUUAACAAUUAAUUAUUUAUAAACGUAUAUACACUUGUGUGUGUGUGUAAUAUUUUAUAUAUAUAUAUACAAAUCUAUCUGAUGCAAUUGAUUUAUUCUCAAUAAGUUCUUGAUUUGAUUCAUUUGUUCUUUCAAAAUAAGACAUAAAUUCAUGUUUAAUCCAUAUAGUUUUGAGUAAAAAAAAAAUAUGUUAAGUAGCAGUUACAUAAAAAUGAAAAAUGUUCAUAUUAUUAUUAUUAUAAGUUCAAUAAACUCAAAAAGAAGAAAAUUGCUACUGGCACUCAACAUUUUUAAGUAAGUACAACUUUUAAGAACAUUUUAAGUUUACACUACGUAUUACAAUUAAUUAUUUUGAACAUUCGGGUUUACAGUGUAGUAGACUACUGACACUCACUUGUAUGGAAUGGGUAUGGGGACUACAUUAUGCUACCUGUGGCUUUCUCAUGCACGGUUAUACGUCAGACAUUUAAACGGCUAGGGAUAGCGGAAAGUAAACCCCGUAUUGAGUCAAUACUGACAUCUAUUGGUAAACAUAAUCCUUAACAUACAUAUCCCAGGUUAGUGAACAUUUAAAUCAAGCUGGAUUACAAGAUGCCCUUAUUUUUUAAAAUCAGAAUGUAGUGAACAGGCUGAUGGGCAAAGGCAACUACGCUGAGCGUGUGGGCGCUGUCGCACCAGUCUACCUGGCCGCCGUGCUUGAAUACCUGACUGCUGAGAUCCUGGAGUUGGCCGGAGACACUGCCUGUGCAAACAAGAAAACUCACAUCAUCCCCUGUCAACUGCAGCUGGCCUUCCGUAACGACGAGGACCCAACAUUCCGGGCGGUGCUACUCCCCAAGAAGACCGAGAAUGCCGUCAAAGCCAAGUAA
This is a messenger RNA of Coregonus sp. 'balchen', 3793 nucleotides long. NCBI's taxonomy places the organism in Eukaryota, Metazoa, Chordata, Actinopteri, Salmoniformes, Salmonidae. The record is from the annotation of a GenBank genome assembly.